Molecule: messenger RNA, 240 nt
Organism: Penicillium hordei
Lineage: Eukaryota; Fungi; Ascomycota; Eurotiomycetes; Eurotiales; Aspergillaceae
Exons: 3
Coding region: 1-240 (79 amino acids)
Source: RefSeq, a predicted model, not a curated record
AUGGCGACAGUUGCCGCGAGUGAGAGCAGUCGCAAUAUCCUUGGCUGUUGCAUCGAUGUGGUCAAAAGGCACUUGCCCAGCUUUGCUCGGAGAUUUGGCCCCGAUAUUAUGACUCGUGCUCCCACAAGAGCUAAUACUCCCACUAUGCGCUCUACCAACGCCCCAGCCACAGAUGGGUUAGUUAAGGGCCCGAAGCUUAAUGGAGAGCGAUAUGCCAACUCGGGUGCCUAUCUUGUCUAG